This is a messenger RNA of Bemisia tabaci, 6166 nucleotides long. The record is from RefSeq and is a predicted model, not a curated record. Lineage: Eukaryota; Metazoa; Arthropoda; Insecta; Hemiptera; Aleyrodidae.
UUGUUGUUUUCAGUUUCCUCGACUCAAGUUACAGGAUUUUGGAAAUUUCGUGUGUUUAUAUCUAAUUGUUCGAGCAUUUUUUACUUUUCAGUGUUAGUGUACAUCAUAUAAAUUUACUAAUUAAGUUUCUUAUGAACUGAUAUUUAUUAGUAAUGUAAAUCCUUCUUGUAUGGAAUUUCAAGAUUCACUCCUGUGGACUGUGGAUUUGCCUCCAUCAGGUUCAAAGACAAUGCCGGAAGCCUGAAGACAAUUUUUUGGCACCUAUCUGGAUAAGAGCUGGUUGGAAGUUGAUAACUUAAUAUAAGAACAUAGUUGGAGACCUUACGCCUUCCCUGGUUGGAGACCAUCCCAAUCAAGACUAUCAACAGAUGGCAGAAAAAGUGCAUGGACUUCAAUAUUAGGUAUGAAGGAAACAGUCUAAUCAUGGAAACGAACUUUAAACCCCAGGAUGGAAAUUUAUCAGACCAGGAGACAGAUGAGCAAUCCUCCACAACAGGCGACUCCUCGGGACUCUAUGCAUAUUAUCCCAGCAUAGAUUUUCCUUAUAGCACACGAAAAUUCAAAAGUCGUUUGGGUAAGAGAAGACACACGAUAAAUCCAUUUCGAAUCUCCACUGAUGUGGUGGAACCACAAAACGAAAAAAAUAGCUCGGGCAAUAAUUCAAGAGAAGACAGUAGCAGUCUUUCAAUCUCUCGUGACCUGAACCUAAUGGAAAAGCAACAAACGAAACCAGCAGAAUUUGAAGAUUCUCUGUACACCCCUGUUGUGAGGGUGGAACAGAAGUUCUCAAAUCUGUACCUCAGUGGAAACAAUCAGCCGUGGAGCCAAUCAAAAGAGCCAUUGAAACAAACAUCUACCAACAUUUUUAGAGGGAACACAACGACCCUGAACAGUCAACCACCUCAUCAGCCUUCUCAAGGAAAAAAUGUGUUCGGGUCUAUCAGUCUAAAUUGUCCAAAUUCUAAAUCAAAUCAAAUGUCUAAACCAGUCAAAAAUGAGCCAGAAACUCAGCGUGCAAGAUUAAACAUUGACUUGGAUGCACGGAAUUUUAUCAACAUAUUUGACAUGCCAUCUGUGAAAUUAGCUGAAACACCACCCAGGUUCAAGCCCUCUCUUAGUCUUCCUCAGUUGCGUAAUCCCAAAGCUGGAAAUCCAUUUUUCGAUUCAGCUCCUCCUGCGGCGAAGGAUCUGUCAAUUAAUACUUCGCCCCAAGAAACUGCGCCCAAGGACAUGGAUUCAGUAUUGGAUUUAUCGAUGGAUAAUCGUGCCAAAGGAGCUAAUCUAAAUCAGUUGAACACGACUGUUAACACCGCUUCUUUCAAGCCGAGCUGCAACUCUUCAGUCAUCGGUGAAAUAGAUCACGAGGGAAAUAAAGAAAACGAAAGGAUGGCAAGCAAGCUCCCAGUUUCGAGAGCACCUUUGGAUUCAAAACUGUUGGCGAAAGAAAUAUUCAAAAUGCCCUCAAUGGAAAUUACCCCCAUGAAAGCACCUGUUUCUAACUCUUUCAAAAAACCAGCACAGCCUUUAACUACAAACGCUAAUAGUUCUGGUAUUCCUAGUUUUGUCUCACAACCACAGAUCAUAAAUCCUAACUUUGUCUUACCGAAAUUGAAUCCACGACCGCAGAGCAAACCCUACUCGUUUUCAUCAGACGUUGCCAAGUUUCGUCAAAAAGAAGGUGGGCCGAAGGUGACCAUCCAAAAUGCACCACAGCCGUCCAAUCCUAGCAGUACUCCGUGCAUUAAAGUGAACAACAGAUCCUACAAUAUUCAUAGUACCAUUGGAAAAGGAGGCUCUAGUGAAGUCUACAAGGUGGAGGAUCCUGGCAGCAAAUCUUUCUUAGCUAUGAAAGUUGUAAAAUUAGCAUCAGUCGAUGAAGCAAUUGCUGAAGGAUAUAUGAACGAAGUUAAACUCCUUGAGAAAUUACAGGGCUGCUCGAGCGUCAUUCGCAUGUUUGAUUAUGAGUACAUCCAAGAAACCAAAAAACUGUACGUUGUAAUGGAGUUGGGCGAAACAGAUUUAUCGCGACUACUGAAGGACAUCAAGAAGACAAAAGAGAUUUCUCCAAUUCGGAUCCUUUAUUAUUGGACAGAAAUGCUCACCGCUGUACAAGAAAUUCAUGAAAAAGGAAUCAUCCACUCAGAUUUGAAACCAGCCAACUUUCUCUUCGUCUCUGGAAGACUGAAGCUGAUUGAUUUCGGUAUUGCCUCUUCAUUGCAAGGUGACAUGACGUCCGUGCACAAGGAUAUUUGUGCGGGAACAGAGAACUACAUGAGUCCAGAAGCAAUUAAAGAUGGUACUGGUGGCAAUGACAAAAAAUACAAGAUAUCAUAUAAAUCAGAUGUGUGGUCUUUAGGUUGUAUUCUUUACAAUUUAAUUUACGGGAAAACUCCUUUCUCGCACAUCACCAGUCACUGGGGAAAAAUGUAUGCGAUUAUCAGCUCAAGCCAUAAAAUUGAUUUCCCCAACCAUCCAAUUCCCCCAAUACUACGUCAAGCCAUGCAACGAUGUCUCAUUCGGGAUCCAAAGCAGAGGCCAACAGUGAAGGAUCUCCUAGAUGGCGCCUCUGGGUUUCUGUUUCAGUCGCCAUGCGUCUACUCCUGUAAAGAUCUUCCUCUCAAGAUACAGCAAUCACUGCCACAGGAAUGUUGGCUGAAAAUCGCUCAUCUUUUUCAAAACCAGUGAAGUCGAUGGAAACUUAAAGGAAAUAAAUCAGUAGAACCCUGAGAGAAUCCUGUUUGACCUGUGAUCAACGAUUGUAAAUAUUAGUUUCAAUUAUAUCUAACUGCCCUAUUUAUUUUACUUAUAAGGUUUUUUGAUAUCUUGUCAUCGAGUCCUAGGUACAUUUUUUUUAACCAGAAAAAUUCCUUCUUGGACUAUUGGCAAGGAUAAUCAAUUUUAUUUGAUCUCUGUGCUUUGUGAUCGGCUUUUUUGGUUUUUGAAAGAGGAAUCUGAAUGAGAAAGAUAUUGUAAAUAACAAGCCAGGCACACUGCUGUUCAAAAGAAAAAGUAAUGAACGUUUGGACUUUUCCAAAUUUCCCCUGAUGAAAUGCACAUUUUCUAGGGAACGUGAUCAUAUUUUUUGUCUUGAAAUUUUCAAAAAAAUUUAUUCGUCGUCCAAUCUAGGGAAUCUGAAAAUUACAAAAGGAAAAAUAUUCAAAAAUUUCCUCUAAACUACAUGAUUUUCCCAGAAAAAAGUGGCAAGAUGCGAUUAUUCUGCUUUUCCCCCUGUCACAGCAUUAUAGCCUUCAUUUUUAUUUUUUGAAUAUUAACAAUAGUUUUACAUGCGGAUUAUUAGAUUGAAAUAUUUCUGAAAGGGGUAAUUUUUUAGAAAAUAUCUGUUCAAACAACUAGAUUGUGUUUUGCAAAGAAGAACCAAAGGCUCCAUGAUGCUGAAAAGAUUGUUGAGCUUCUUGUACUUCGUUAAAAACAUUUGAAAAGUUGAACAGCUGCUAUUUGUACAUGAAGACUGAAUGUAAUCAGAUUUGAAAAUUGCAGUGUUUGUUUGUUGGUCUUUUUAUAUUCGUAUUCUCAUUCUUUUACUGCACCUGAAAAGGUUGCGCUAUCCUAGCAACAUUACUGGGCUCUUGAUUCCUUUUUGCCACUUAAAAGUUGAUUGUACUCAGCGGUGACUAUUCUGACUGUUCACAACUUGAAAUCCGUUUACUAAUAGACUUUUAAAGGGAAAAAAACCAAAGAAAACAAACCCAGAAAAAUUCAGUUCUGAUCUCAGAUUGACUGAAAUGAAUGUAAUGAUCAAUGACGAUCCUGAUAAUCAUCUAUAACUAAUAAAACGUGCUUAUUCUGCAGGCCUUCCCUAAAAUUGGCAGGAGGAUAUGGAGCAAGUUAACAGAGAUGCACCAAGUUUUUUUGGAAACAGGAGGUUUGUUCGUUAAAUUCGUUUAGCAGAAUAUCAAGGAAUUUCUUUUGAGAAAAACAUUGCAUUUCAAAAUGUUUGAUGUUAAUUUACUGCGGCAUGUUUAUUUAGUUAAGUCUGAGCAAUGAAAUGAAGUUUUCUGCAAGAGGAAUUUUUUUAUCCGUGUUUUCAGUGGCAUGGCUCUGUAGUUGAUUCUUCUGCAGAUUCAUCGAAGUCUGCAACUGAUAAUGAAUUAAGUGAGAGAGAAACCAAGUCCAUCGCUCUUAUGUAGAAUUCUGCUCACCAGCUAGCGAGCAUACUCCUUGUUUUCACAAAAGCUUGAUAUAUUUCUAUUAAUUCAGUCCAUGUUGAGGUUUAUCCUCGUUUAUCUCCACCUUUAAGAAAAUCAUUCUUGAAAAUGCUUACACGAAGGUCACUUUUAACAUAAAGGGGAAAAUGCUUUUUCUCCCGCCAUUACCUGGCUCAGUGCUUUUUUUCCACCUUUUUCUAUGACUCGCACCCCUGAUUUUAAUCAAUGUAUGAAAGUUUGUAAAAUAUAAGGGAUUUUUUGACGUGCUUACUUGCUUAUUUUUUAUAAGGCUCUCAAAAUUUUCUUUGAUCAGCCUCGUUUUAAUGUGAUGAUAAAAUUUUUUGAUUAAGGUCUAGCCAAGUAAAUGCUUUUAAAUAAGGCCUACCAAUACCCAAAGUGCAAUACCACUUAUCUCCAAUGCGAUGUUUUAAAAUUCCCGUUCCUAUUUUAUUUUUUUGAAGAGAAACAAGGAUACUUUAAAGCUUGAAAUUUAUAGAGAAUAUCUUCCUAACAGAGAAGAAAAACCAAGGAGGUUUUCAAGAAAUUAUGGUUGCAAAGAAAAAAUAAUGUAUGACUGGAGGUGUGCAACUUCGCAAAAGGAGAUACGAGGUUUUGCACCAGGCCAUUGAUUUUUAUUAUCAUUUUUUACAGUCAGACCUCAGUCUAAAAAUUGUACAAUCAUAACAAAGUUUAGUAAAUUGUAUAAUUCUUGUAACACUUCCUAUUUUGUACAUCUUGUUGGUUUUUAUAUUGUGUUUUUAAUGUUUGUCUUUCACUAAUUCUAACUUUUUUAAUUUUGGAUUCAAAAAUUUGUUUUCCUCAUCUUCAGGUUAAUGAUCAAACUAAAAAUAAUUCAAUAAAUAUGAUCAACGAUAAGCUUUAAAAUUACGGACAGAAUGUGAAAAGGAAAACAAAUCGCAUAAAAAAAGGAAGAAUUGAAAUUUAUUCUCGUCUUUUUCUGCUAGAUUAACAGAUCCGGAACUUCCCUCAAAUAGUGUACAUAACAUAUGUAAUAGCACCUUUGGGGAAAAGAAAGUUUGAAUGAGUCAGUGGUGUCUAAAAUUCAUUUUCCCUAAAUACUGAGCGUUUAAAUAAUUUUUUCGAAUUUUUGUAAAACAGAAAAAUCAAUUUUGAAGUCGCCUAAAUAUGGACCCAUUUGAAAUUAUGCUUUUGGCGGUCUGAUAUGACAUAGGCAGGUGAGGAAGUCCGCUUUUGCCGAUUGGCUAAAACUCAGUCAAAGAUGUGGCCUAGUUCCGCCAUCACGACUGUUGACCUCUCAUUUGUCAGAUUUUAAUCAACUUUUUCUCCUCUAGGAGUUCUUCUAAAACUUGUCAAUGGGCUUUUUUGGUUUUUUUUAUGAUACUUACAGAAAUGUAAUGCCACUGACCCAUUUUUGAAGCCAAGUGUUUGCUUCUCUGUGUCUUUCAGUUCACACUUACCACUUUUCCAUCGUACAAUACCCACAUGUGUCAAAUCCAGUAUUAAACACAACAUCUAUUAACAUCCAGUAUGGUAAAUUCCACGUUGGAAAGGUAUUUUUCAAUGAGCUACUUUUUCUUUGAUGAAUUUAUCAGUAUCGUGUAUCUGAGAAAGAAAUUUCAGUACAACUGACCAGUAAUUUAUAGAAUAUGUGAAUCCAUUUUCAUAGUCAGUUUAGUUUUAUCAGAGAUUGUAAAUUGAAACUGACUGAUCUUGAAGUGAAUCCUUUACCCUAAUUUUGUGCUCUUGGGUUGAUGCUUGUAAAAUUGAUUGCAUGAAAUUAUCCUAAUGGUGGGAACCUAAUUGGUACCCUCUCCUUAGAACUAUGUUUUUGGUCCUCCACUUUCCCCAAGACAUUUUUCCUCGAGCUUCCUUAAAAAAUAACAGUUUUUGAGUUUAAAAUUUUUGAAUUAUCGAAAGACAACUGUACUUAUUAAUGUAUAUCUCUAAUACCUGUGCACAUUUUGUUCAAAUUUGAAACUCUUCUUCCAAUAAAUGACUGAAAAUAAGAAAAAACAGAA